Bemisia tabaci is the source of this 1683-nucleotide messenger RNA. RefSeq lists its product as uncharacterized. NCBI's taxonomy places the organism in Eukaryota, Metazoa, Arthropoda, Insecta, Hemiptera, Aleyrodidae. The record is from RefSeq and is a predicted model, not a curated record.
UGCACGCAAACGUUUCCUAUAAAAUCGUUCCUCUAUAUUCAUGCGUCACCAGUCAGUACUUCGGAACCAUGGCGGUUCUUGCAAAUCAUUCUCUUUUACUUUUCAUAGGACUCCUUUUUUCGACGACUUGUUGUCCAACAUUUGCACAUCAUGAGAAAACUAUUACCUCUCCUGAUGGAGAAAAAAUCCAGAUCAAAUAUUUACACGAGGUUAUACCAGUGGAGAAAGAACCAGAAUCAGUAGGACAGACUAUGAAGACCUCUGAGGAACUCAACACCCUAAAAACCAGAGGCAUAAAUUUCGAGGGUCUCAACAUCAACAAUGGCGGCUCCGAUGGAAAAACCAGCUUCCUCGAUAACGUUAAUGGUCUCAGUCUCUCCGGAAAAAUGCCGGAUAGACUAACUCUCACGAAUAACAAAAGGAUAGACAUCAACGACGACGAUUUGAUUCUCCGCGGCAACUCCAACAAGAAACUCCGCGUCAACGUAAUCGGCAACCAGGUUUACAUCGACGACAAACUGGUUUGCGAGGACACCCAAAAAUUAGACAAAAAGGCGACAUACCAGAAAUCCGAUGACGGAACCUUCUGGUACACUAACAUCAAAAUCGGCCAGCCCAUGUCCGAGGCUGAAAUCCAGAAAUUUGAACAGGAUAGAGCUGAAAACAUUGUUGAAAACCGUUUCAAAAAGCAAGAAAAAAGCGAUGAACCUUCGAAUUGGCCUUUCGGUGGCCCGUCAUUUUUCUCAUCCGGGGGUCAAGACUGGUUUCAAGACUUGUUCAAGGACACCAAACCAACAUCCUGGAGGGCAGGAGGGUCAGACAACGAAGGAACACCUUCAAGGGGUAGAAAACCAGCCUCGAUAAUCAGGAACAGCAAUCAAGUGAUCACCGGCAACGCCAACCACGGCUUCACCGAUGACGAUCCGAUGCCGCCACCGGUCAACGGUUCCAGGCGUAGACCACCCUUGUCGAUCAUCAACCGCAACAACGUUUUCAACGGUUUCGGCAACGGUGCUAUCAUCAGCAACGGGGGAGCUGUAUUCUCAUCGACCACACACAACUGGAUCGGUCAUCACGUCGAUGCGAACCAGGACGGGCUCGUCUUGCGAGGAAGCCUUCCAGGGGGCGACUUGGAUGUCUCGCUGAGGAACCACCAAGUCUACGUCAACGGGAAGCUGAUCGCGGAUGACGUCAGCAAGUUGGGCGAAAAGCUCUCGUACUCCAAGUCCAGUGACGGAGCUCUGUGGCAUGGGAACGUCAUCGUUGGAGAGGAGGUGACCGACAAAGCGGAGAUCGACGCCUUCGAGAAGGAGUGGACCGCGUUCCAAGCGGAAGUAGAGAGGAGGAACAGAGAGAGACAGGCGGCUAGAGAGAGACGCAUGAAGGAGAAGCAAGCGGAUGAGGAGCUUCGCAUGAAGGAGAGACUGGAGAGACAGGAGAGUAGAGAUAGACUCAGGAGGCAGAGAUCAGCUAGAAGGCAAAGAGGUUUCAGAGAUUUUUAUGGUGAAUAGAGGACAGCUCCCAGGUACAUACCCACUAUAUAUAUCGACGGCGUGAGUCCGCAAUCACAUAUCUCGUUUGCGGUGUCUGAAAAUAUCCGCCUCUAUGUUAUUUUUUUAAAGGAGAACAAAUUGACACCAUUAUUUUAAGUUCGCAGAAUUUUCUUCGCACAGCAAAGACACU